ACGACUUUUAUAUUCAAAUAUCAUCAUCAUCUUCAUGAUCAUUAUCAGAAACGACAUUUAUCAAUCAUCAUGACCAUCCUUAUGAUUGCAUGUUUUGCAUAUCUUUCCAUAUCCGAAGUUGCCUUUUGUUUGCCUGAAAAUAUGAAAGAUUCAAAUUUAAACAACAACAGAAUUCUACCAAAUUAUAAUGAUAAAAAUGAUCAAUCUGUUACGAUCAGUCGGCGGAAUAUUCCUUAUGAUGAUCAAAACAAUCAUCAUCAUCAUCAUCAUCAUUAUAUGUCUCAUCGUGAUGUUAUUGUUAAUCAUAAAAUCAUGAAUCGAAGAUUAAAACGAGAUUUAUUUAUAUUCCCUGAAAGUGAAAAUGUUGUCUACAAUCAUAAUGACAAUGGUGAAAAUAGUAGUUUGGAUCGACAGACACGAGAGAAUCAUCAAAUGAAUCAAACCACCAAUCGUAGUUAUGAAUCUUGUCCAUCAAAAGAAUGUUUUCGUAAAGUGGCCAAUUUUGAACGUUAUCUUCGAUUAUAUGCACCGAAAAGUCAACAGAUGACACAAUUUGAAUGUGUACUUCGAGAUAUUUUCUUUAAUUGCAUCAAAGAUACUGCACAUAAACAGCCAAAAAAAUGUGUAAAAAAACGUUAUGAUCAAAUCAAAAAACGUAUCGCUAAACUUUUAUCCGAAACUCGUCUUUGUAUUGGUGGUCGACGUCAUACGAUUCCAACUUUAUUUAACGGAUUUUCAUCUAAAUAAUGAUCACAUCCAUGCCAUCAUCACAUACAAUACUAUUUGUUAUUGAUCCCGAAUUUAUUUGUUAAAUUUCUACUACUAACCAUCAUCCAUUCUAUUGAUUUGGAAUCUACUGUAAUGUAUACAUUCACAGGGAAUCAAAUCUGUAACCAAAUAACAUUUAUAUGAAUCUCUUAUAAAAAACAUGACAAACAUACGAUAUACGAUGGAUUUCCAUUCCCUUAUAUUAUCAUUCUCUUUUAGUUUGUUUUGUUCAUUUAAUCAAGUAACAUGGAAAAAAAAGUUUUUUUUGUUAAUAAAAACCUUGAU
Messenger RNA from Dermatophagoides farinae (American house dust mite), 1053 nucleotides. RefSeq lists its product as uncharacterized. NCBI's taxonomy places the organism in Eukaryota, Metazoa, Arthropoda, Arachnida, Sarcoptiformes, Pyroglyphidae. The record is from RefSeq and is a predicted model, not a curated record.